AUGGCCUCCUCAAAGCCCAGAGCUAUCCUCGGCCUCAUGACCUACGGCCCCCCAACCUCCCCAGACAACCGCGUAACAACCAUCGAAGAGAUGCAGGCUCACCUCGACGCCUUCCAAAAGCACGGCUACAACGAACUCGACACAGCCCGCAUCUACUCCGGCGGCGAGCAGGAGGCCUUUACCGCAAAGGCGGGAUACAAAGAGCGUGGCUUCAAGAUUGCCACCAAGAGCUAUCCUCUUGUUCCCGGACAGCACACGGCGGCGAACCUCCGCAAGGACUUGGAGACGUCUCUCGCCGCGCUGGGCACCACCUGUGUAGACAUCUUCUACCUGCACUCGGCCGACCGCUCCGUCCCCUUUACUGAGACUUUGGAAGCCGCGAACACGCUGUACAAGGAGGGCAAGUUCAAGCAGCUUGGCCUUAGCAACUUCACGGCGUACGAGGUCGCGGAGAUUGUCAUGCUGUGCCAAUACCGAGGCUGGGUGCAGCCCACCAUCUACCAGGGGCUUUACAACGCCAUCACCCGAAAUUUGGAAACAGAAGUAAUCCCUGCCUGUCGCCGCUUUGGACUGGAAGUCGUGGUCUUCACUCCGCUCGGGGGAGGUCUCCUGACCGGGCGCUACAAGUCGCCCGAUGACGACGACCAGCAGGGCCGCUUCAGCAAGAACACGUUCCUGGGUCCCAUUAUGCGCUCCAUGUACUUCAACGAGAGCCUGUUCAAGGCCCUCGACAUUCUCCGCCUUGCGGCCGAGAGCCACAAGCUGACCAUGCCCGAAGUCGCCAUCCGCUGGCUCGUCCACCACUCUGCCCUGAAAUUUGCCAAGGACGGAGGAAACGACGGCGUCAUCUUCGGAAUCAGCAAGAUAUCCCAGCUGGACCAGAACGUUGCGGACCUGCAGAAGGGCCCUUUGCCCGAGGACGUUGUCAAGGCUCUCGAUGCUGCUUGGGUCAUUGCCAAGGGCACCAGCCCCAACCCCUGGCACACGUCUCUUGAGUACACGUACCAGGGACACUCAUAG
Messenger RNA from Trichoderma citrinoviride, 1020 nucleotides. Its product is annotated as Aldo/keto reductase. The record is from RefSeq and is a predicted model, not a curated record. Gene Ontology annotation, molecular function: oxidoreductase activity. The coding region runs from base 1 to 1020 and encodes 339 amino acids. Lineage: Eukaryota; Fungi; Ascomycota; Sordariomycetes; Hypocreales; Hypocreaceae. The transcript has 2 exons.